This is a messenger RNA of Chrysochloris asiatica (Cape golden mole), 1383 nucleotides long. RefSeq names its product tripartite motif-containing protein 60-like. The coding region runs from base 1 to 1383 and encodes 460 amino acids. Gene Ontology annotation, molecular function: protein binding; zinc ion binding. The transcript has a single exon. The record is from RefSeq and is a predicted model, not a curated record. NCBI's taxonomy places the organism in Eukaryota, Metazoa, Chordata, Mammalia, Afrosoricida, Chrysochloridae.
AUGGCCUUUGCAGCCUCCCUGACCAACCUCCAAGCAGAGGCUAGCUGUCUUAUCUGCUUGGAUUACCUGAAAGACCCAGUGACCAUUUCCUGUGGCCACAAUUUCUGUCUUCCUUGUAUCCAGCAGUGCUGGGAGGGUCUAGAGGACAUCUACCCCUGCCCCAAAUGCCUCCAACACUGCCUUGACAAGAACUACAGAAAAAAUCAUCAAUUGUGUUAUAUACUUGAUACUAUUAAGCAACUUUUCACCACAAGGAGCAACAGCAUCCAAAGGAAAGAGAAACCUCUGUGUGAUAAACACAAUCUUCAGCUGGACCUCUUCUGUGAAAAGGACCUGAAGCUGUUGUGUCCCCGGUGCAGGAUGUCCUCUCAACACCUAGAUCACCACCUGAUGCCCAUUGACCAAGCUGCAUGGAGGCACAGGAGGAAGCUCAAAGGCUACAUGAAGUCUUUGAGGGGGCAAGUUGAACUUGCUGAAACGGGAUCAGAAAUACAGUCUUCACAGACAGUUAAGUUGUGGAGGAAAGUGCUAAAUAAGAAACGUGAACUGAACUUUGAGUUUGUGCGGCUUAAACGGUUACUGUGUGAUGUAUAUGAUAACAAUGUUUUUAAAUCAGUGAUGGAAGAGAAUGACAUUAAGGAAAAACUAAACGAAAAUAGAACCUUACUUUUAGAUCACAUUUCCACUCUAAAAAAUCUGCUAUGUGAUAUAACAGAGAAGUAUGUGCAGGCAGAUUUGGAAUUAUUGACAGACAUUGACAGCAUCCACGACAUGUACCAGAACUUGAAAAUGCCAGCAGUAUUUCCUUAUGAGUUAAAAGAAUUCAGAUGGUGCCUACCUCCACAGCACUUUAGCCUGGAUAAAAUAAUCAGCACAUUUCAAGUAGAUUUGACACUUGAUCCUGAAAGUGCUCACCCCAACCUUAUCAUAUCAGAAGAUAGAAAAAGUGUGAAAUACGGAAAGAUGCAAACAAACUUAUCCUACAGUCCCAAGAGAUUCAGUGUUUAUACAGCUGUGCGGAGUUCUGAAGGAUUUUAUAGCGGCAGGCAUUUCUGGCAGGUUGAAGUAAGAGGUGCAAGUCAGUGGGCUGUAGGUGUGUGUAGAGACUCCUUAACCCCAAAUACAGCUACCUUGGCUUCUAUAAAGGAUGGAUGCUGGAAAAUUCAGCAGUGGACUAACACAAGUGGUCCUUCUGAGAUUGUAAAACACAUGAAGAUUGGUGUUUUCCUGGAUUAUGAGUUGGGAGAGAUUUCAUUUUUUGAUAUGAAUACUAGCUCUUAUAUUGAUAAAUUUACUGAUACAUUUACUGAAAAACUUUGGCCUUAUUUAGCCACUGGACUGCCGUCAAAUCGUCUUACAAUCUGUAAAGUACCAGAUAAUUAG